AUGUCCCCGAUUCUCGUCUUUUUCGCCAUCGUCCUGGCGCUUACAGUAACGGCGCAGCGAAGUCGGUUUUUAUUUGUUGAUUCUAAGCUAAUGUUGUAGUAGUUUAAUAAGGGUUUUCUGUAACUUGACUUUAAAUUAUCAUUUUAGAAUAAAGUCAAAAGGUUUAAAAAGGUCAUCUUUAAUUUUUUUUUAAUUUUCACUUUCAUUUUUUCAUUUAAAAUUCCAAAAAUAACAACCUUUAAUAUUUGAAUAUUGUUUUGAAUUAAAAAUGUUUAAUUUUUAGGCUUUGCAAUCACAGACAAAGUGGGCCAAGGAAACUUUGCAUACGUCAGACGUAAGUAUACCUUUAUUACGCUUUAUAUUAACAUUCAUUGCCGUUUAAUUACCUUUUUACGCUCAAAAGUCGUUCCACAUAUUAUACUUAUUAUGUUGUUCAAAUAAUCCCGUGCCCCUAACUCCAAAAAAUAACACCAAAAUUUGCUUUGAGAGGGGUACAAAAUUAUUUGAAGAACAUAAUAUAAUAAAUUGAAGUCAGAAGUCCUGUAAAAUCAAAAAAUGGCCUUUACUUCAUUCUCUAAAGACUUUUUGACCAGGUUACUGGCUAGAAAAAUAUUUUUUCCCUAAAGAUUGUUUUUCAUUCCUUUGAUUUUCUCAAGCCAAAAAACCAUAAAUUCGGUCCUAACACUCCUUAAAAACCUCCUCAUAACAUUGUUAUCUGAGCAACAUUCAUAAGAUGAAGAUAAAGUUAAUAUCAAUUUCAGCUUUUGCCUUCGCCCUAGCCGACAAUGGGGAAUGGUACCCAGUGGCGAAAAGAUCACCAGCUGAGAGAUUCGCCUAUGCACCAGACACGAAAGCGGCCAAAGAUAAGGAUUCGUUCGCUUUUGCCAAACGAUCUGACGAUUCCAAGUUUGCAUUCGACUUUGCCAAACGAGCCAAGUUCGCUUUCGCUCGGAAAUAA
Messenger RNA from Bursaphelenchus okinawaensis, 958 nucleotides. NCBI's taxonomy places the organism in Eukaryota, Metazoa, Nematoda, Chromadorea, Rhabditida, Aphelenchoididae. The record is from the annotation of a GenBank genome assembly.